This is a messenger RNA of Emericellopsis atlantica, 3025 nucleotides long. RefSeq names its product annexin ANXC4. The record is from RefSeq and is a predicted model, not a curated record. The transcript has 2 exons. Bases 466 to 2961 code for a protein of 831 amino acids. Gene Ontology annotation, cellular component: cytoplasm. Lineage: Eukaryota; Fungi; Ascomycota; Sordariomycetes; Hypocreales; Bionectriaceae. Gene Ontology annotation, molecular function: calcium ion binding; calcium-dependent phospholipid binding.
GGUCAUUGAUACCGUUGGCACCUUGUGAUCUAAUAUCCCACCGUAUUAGCGCGCUCUGCAGGUCGCAGGACGGCAGCGAGACACCAAUUGCGCUGCAUGUGCUAUGCAUCACGGCAAAUGCUGUGGCGGGUGCUUGAUGCAGGUUCUCCGAUGAGUUUAGUACAGAGAUCGAGGUUGCUCGCUGACUGAAAAUUCUUCGUUCCGCGACCCUCGCUGUCUGACAGUCUGACAGUCUGACAAUCUGUCUGUUUGACUGACCGACGCCUUCCAGUCCCCCUCGCAUUGCACCUUCCGUCAAGCUGAGCUUACCCCACAUCAUUAUUUACGAGGGGAGUCACGACCGGAGCUUCAAGUUGCUCAGAAGGAAUUCAUUGAAAGCGCCUGGGACAUAUCCGGCCUUCACCUUUUUGCUAAGAGGGCCAAUUUGGCUCGUUUCGACUGGCCCAGCAAGCUGACGAUUUCGAUAUGUCUCUCUACGUCGAUGACGACCGCCGACGCGACAGGUCGCGCUCGCGUGACCGUCGUUCCCGCAACGAUCCCCCGGAGAGACCUCCGUACGGCGAUGUCAGGGAGCCUUCAUAUGUCUACCCGGAGGACGAUCUCGACAGCCGAUACCAACCGCGUGAAACGAACCAGGGUGGUGGCGUGCCUUACCCGGUAGAGGGUGGCAUUCACCAAAUGUUGCCUGGGGAAGACAGGCUGUACAACUACGAAGACUAUCCGCCCGCGAAACGCGCCGCAUCGCCGCACCGAAGCUCCCGCGAAAAGGAAGGAGGCAAAUCGACGGCUUCAUACCCAGGAGCUUUCCCGGACGACGACCAGGGACCACCCAGCAUCGUCACGGCCGAGCCACGGGAGUCCAAGCGGGAGAAACGAGAGCGGAAGGCGCGAGAGCAAGAAGACGACAGCGGGCGACGAAGUCGGUACACCGAGGCGAAGGAUGAGCGAGUCUCCGAAGACGAAAGACUCAAGUCUCUGCCGCAGAAGUACGCCAGCCGCCGCCCUGAGAUCAGAGAGCCUCGACAUGAUGGUUCUCAUGGCCUGAAAGGCUCGGAUGACGAGAAGCUCAAGUUUCUGCCCGCCAAGUACAGUGCGCCGUUGAGCCCCGCCAACGACAAGCCAAGGGACAGGCCCGGCAGACAAGAUCUCGACGAUGACAAGUUCAGGUUCCUGCCAUUCAAGUACAGUGGCAAAAAGGAUGAUGAGGAUUCUCAUUCGUCUGAUCGCGAGGACAAGCUCGAGCGGCGGAGGCGCAAGAAGGAGCGCGAUGAGGACGACCUGGCCUACGGCAAGCCUCCGGGCCCGUCACGGUCUGAAAGGACGGGUUCGCCCCAAACAUAUGGGAGCUACUUGUCAGGAUCCCAGUGGGAAGAUCGACCUUCUUCCAAGUAUCCUGAGGAUGACCCGCGGCGACGGACGCUGAGUCCACGCCCAGUCAGCCCUGCUGUUGAAGAUCCUAGGCGGUCGGCUCGCUUUGAGGACUACCGCGAGCAAGACCCUCGCCGAUCACGACCUGAUGUUCUCACGGUCGACCCAAGCGACAGGAAUAGGGGGUCAUCUCGCGACCGUCGCCGAGACAAGUCCCCCAAUCCUGCCGGCCUAACAGUGGACACUGGCCACCAUGAGCGUGAAAGAUCCAGGGAACGGCGAGGUACACGCGACAGAUCGCCUCAACCGCCGACAGACCGCAUGUCCACUCUGUCUGUCGAUACGGGCAGACCGUCAAACAUGUCACUCACCGCUGCUCCUCCCUCGCCGCUUCUGGAGUCAUACCAAGGCACGUACCAGGACUGUUCGCCCAUGCCCUCGCCUCUGCUACUCCCCUCGGGCCACCCGAGCGACGACCCCCGGAUCUUGGAAGCCAUCUCGCCCAUCGGAUCUGACAGCGAGCUCGAUGGCAAGAAGCGUAGCAGACGCGCCCGAUUCCACGACCCUGAAGACAUCACAACCCGCUUGGCCAAUGCUCUGAAAGGUGAUGGCCCGCCUGACAAGCGCGUGCUCACCGAGAUCUUGCCAAGCCUGACGCACGAGCAGGUCAUGGACUUGCGAGCAGACUACAAGAGCCUUGUCAAGACCGGUUCUCACCGCAAGGGCGUCAACAUUGCGAAACACAUUCGGGCCCGUCUCAAGGAUGAGAACCCCAACCUUAUGAAGGCAUGCUACUCUGUCGCACUAGGUAUGUGGGAGAGUGAGAGCUACUGGGCCAAUUUCUGGUAUCAAGGCGACAAGACUCGCCGUGAGCUUCUCAUCGAGUCGUUGAUGGGUCGCACAAACGAGGAGAUUCGACAGAUCAAGAGCGCCUUUACGGACAAGAAAUACGACAACAGUCUCACAAAGUGCAUGAAAACCGAACUCAAGGAAGACAAGUUCAAAAAGGCCGUCCUCAUGGUGCUGGAGGAGCGCAGGAUGGACGAUUACGACCACAACGGUCGCAAGAUUCCUCUUGACUACAAGCUGGUGGACCAAGACGUUGACAGCCUGCGCCAAGCCAUCAAGGCUGAAAAGGGAGGCGAGAGUCUGAUGAUCUCCAUUGUUGUGCAACGCAGCGACAACCAUCUACGUGAAGUGUUGAAGGAGUACGAUCAUGUGUAUCGCGCCAACUUUGCUCGGGACUCUCUGAAGAAGAGCACAAACUUGGUUGGUGAACUCCUGGCACACAUCCUCAACGGCGUCAUCAAUCGCCCCGUCCGCGACGCUUUACUCCUCCACCACGCUAUCACCACGUCACGCAAGGAUGAGCUGCGUCACGAGCUGUUGACUUCGCGGCUUGUGCGGAUUCACUGGGAUGCCGCGCACAUGUCUGCGGUGCGCAAGGCCUACCGGUCGCGCUACGAGAGGGAGCUACAGGAGGCCGUCGCAGAGUCCACGAGCGGGCAAUGGGGUGCCUUUUGUGAGGAGCUCUGCAUCGCGAGGGUGCCCAACGAUGUAAGGCGCGUGGAAAGGAUCUCCUCGCGUCGAUGAGAGCAGUAAACAAUACGUCGAUGAGAGCAGUAGACAAUACCUAGACCCAAAAUGAGCGUGAUUU